UGAUGUGCUUUAGGAUUCGUUGACCCGUUCGAAAUAAAAGCUUGUUUGGCAUUUCAGUAGUACCGUUAGAUCAGCUGGGCAAACCAGCUCAUCAAAUGCUUACCCACUUUCUCCGAUGAAAGCAAUAAAUAUUGCAAGAGGAUGCAGUAUGAAUUUCAGAGAACGGUUCUUCUUUCUUUGCUGCUCUGUUGUGAGGUUUCUGGCGAUAAAAAUAGCUGCGUAGGAAUUCAAUCUACUACCGAAAUAUAAAUAUUAACUUUUUGAAUGUGGAAUUUACAAAUAAAUUAAGUCAAGAGCGGUAAAAUAUGAAAUUUUCAAAAAGCAUGAUCACUUGUCGAAAACGUGCAUAAUUAUUGACUCCAUGAACGUGAUAUGAUAUCGUCUUUUAUUCUAUUCCUUAAAAUAACGUGUUCGAAAUAAAGUUUGAAAUAUACUUCUUCUUUCCAAGAGUCAGAUACGAAUAAAAUACACGUUAAAAUUCUUAGGUCAUUUUAAUGAAUGCCAUAGAAACAAGUAAUAUGCAUUUAUCUAACUUUUAAUCGUAAAAACCGCCAUAGAAGUAAUUCAUCAAGAACUUUCAAAGAGACACAGAAUGAAACGCAGGCACUUUCCGGAAGUCGGGCGGAAGCAGCAAUCUGGAAAAGGAGGGCGGCAGCGGAAGUCCUUCCCUAUGGCGUUUGCUGUGGCAACCUGGCUGGCAUCCGCGCGGGGGAUCCGCGCUGCCUCCCCAUCCCCCUCCCCCGCACAAUAAGAGCAGCUCACCGAAGGCGAUGGGAGAAUCCAGUGACGGAGACGGAGAAGACGGAGGAGCACCGCAAGAAGUAGAGAUUGAAAAAGUGGAAUCGUGGCUGGAUGAGCACCCUCACUUUGUAUAUGAUUAUUUCGUUCGAAAGGCUUCCCGCCAAAUGGUUGAUUCAUGGCUUUUGUCUCACUCUGCACCUCAAGGAAUGGUUCAGGAGAACUCAUCAUCAACCGUGAGCCCCACUAGUCCAAAUUCUGGAACAUCUAGUCCGGUACGCAAAAUAUCUGCCCAUGAGUUCGAAAGAGGUGGACUCUUAAGGCCUAUCGUCAGCACAACCGUAGAUGGUGUUCCUACUUUCCUAUCAUUACCUCUUCCUGGAGAUAGUGCCCAGUCGAACAACAACCGUGUUGGGCGCAAGAGUCGUCAGGAGUUGCGAGCGCUCGACGAACGAGAACUUAUUUUCGAACUCGUCAAAGACAUCUGCAACGAUCUCGAAAUCCGCAGCUUGUGUCACAAAAUCUUACAGAACGUCAGUAUCCUUACGGAUGCCGACAGGUGUUCCCUCUUUCUAGUGCGUGGAGAAAAACCCAACAGGUGUCUCGUUAGUCAGCUUUUUGACGUUUCAUGCAAUUCCACUAUUGAGCAAAUGCAAAAAAAAGAAGAAAUCAGCAUACCUUGGGGUACAGGAAUUGUUGGAUUCGUUGCGGAAAGUAAAGAAGCGCUGAAUAUACCAGAUUGCUAUAAGGAUUCCAGGUUUAAUGAUCAAGUUGACCUCAAGACAGGCUACACGACACGGAAUAUGUUAUGCAUGCCCAUAGUAGAUGUAGAUGGGGAAGUUAAAGGAGUGGCGCAAAUCAUAAACAAAUGCGGUGGCGAAGAACCGUUUACAGACGUUGAUGAAAAAGUAUUUUCCAGAUACUUACAGUUUUGUGGUAUUGGACUUCGUAAUGCCCAAUUAUAUGAAAGAUCUGAACUGGAGAACAAAAGAAAUCAAGUUCUUUUGGACUUAGCAAGAAUGGUUUUUGAAGAACAAAGUACAAUUGAGCAUAUUGUCUACAGGAUAAUGACACAUACUCAAUCUUUGCUACAGUGUGAGAGGUGCCAAAUACUUCUAGUUGAUGAAUCUACAAAGACAUUCUCAAGAGUAUUUGAUUUGGAUGUUAAUGAUACAAAAGUUGAAGACGAAAACAGAAAAAGCCCUUUUGAAGGUCGUUUUCCUAUCAACAUUGGGAUUACUGGUUAUGUAGCUACCACUGGAGAAACUUUGAAUAUAUCAGAUGUGCAUGCUGAUAGCAGAUUUGAUCCCUUGGUUGACAGAGAUAGUAGUUUUUCUCAUCAUUCUGUCCUCUGUAUGCCCAUUCGAAAUGCUGAAUUCAAAAUUCUUGGUGUCAGUCAGCUAAUUAAUAAACUAAGUGGUGUUCCCUUCAAUAAGAAUGAUGAGCAUUUGUUCGAAGCUUUUGCUAUUUUUUGUGGAAUGGGUAUACAGAAUACUCAAAUGUAUGAGAAAGCCAUUAAAGCCAUUGCUAAAACCAAAGUAACCUUAGAUGUUUUAUCAUAUCAUGCAACUGCUCCUAUUGAAGAAGCUAAGCAGCUUAGUAAAUAUAUUGUACCAUCAACACAUGUGUACAAGCUACAAGAUUUAAAAUUUAAUGAUUUCAGUUUGAAUGAUGAAGACAUGCUGAAAGCUUGUUUAAGGAUGUUUAUGGACUUGGAUCUUAUUGAAAGGUUUCACAUUGACUAUGUGAUGCUAUGUCGAUGGCUAUUAAGUGUUAGAAAAAAUUAUAGACAAGUCACGUAUCAUAACUGGAGGCAUGCGUUCAAUGUUGGGCAGAUGAUGUUUGCUGUUCUAACAAUUACAAAGUUUUGCCAUGUCCUUGGAGAAGUAGAAACACUUGCUCUUAUUAUUGCUUGCUUAUCACAUGAUUUAGACCACAGGGGCACCAAUAAUUCAUUUCAAAUAAAGUCAUGUUCUCCUUUAGCUCAAUUGUAUUCUACUUCUACUAUGGAGCAUCAUCAUUUUGACCAGUGUAUAAUGAUUUUAAAUAGUGAGGGUAACCAAAUUCUCAGUCAUUUGUCUCCUGAUGAAUAUUCUCAUAUUGUUCAUGUUCUAGAGGAUGCUAUUUUAGCUACAGAUUUGGCAGUUUAUUUUAGGCGAAGAGGUACAUUUUUUCAUAUCGUGGAAACCAAAACACAUAACUGGAAGAGAGAAGAUCACAGGGAAUUACUCAGGGCUAUGCUUAUGACUAUUUGUGAUAUUGCUGCAAUUACUAAGCCUUGGGAAACACAAAAAGUUGUUGCAGAACUUGUUGCUUCUGAAUUUUUCCAACAAGGAGACAUUGAAAAAGAAAAACUUAAAAUUCAACCAAUUGACAUGAUGAAUCGUGACAAAAAAGAUGAAUUGCCUUUGAUGCAAGUGAGGUUUAUAGAUUCCAUUUGUACUCCUGUUUAUGAGGCAUUUGCUAAGAUAAGUGACAAAUUAGUUCCUUUGGUUACUGGUGUUGCUGAAAACCGAUCUCAAUGGCUGAAGUUAGCCCAAGAGAAGAACCUAUGUCUGUAAUAAAUCACUCACAUCUUGUCAACAUUCACUUUUUUAUGUCAUGUGUUUUGUCGUCAAUCUCCAUUGAAAUGUAUAUAUAUUUUUUAAACUUUUGACCCAAAUAUUGCGUGUUGAAGUGCUUCAUCAACUGUACUGUCUCUACUCUUUAAUUUUGUUACUUACAUAAUGUCUCAACCACCUUUGUACAGUGGCAGGUUCACACAUUUGGGGACUCAUUGUAAUGCAGUUUUGAGGGCCCCUUUGUCUAGCAUACAUAUUUUUUCCAGUGCAGUUUUAGACCCAUUUUCAGGCCCGUGUUUUUUGGGAUCCUUCACAAUUGAGACGUGGUAAAUCCGCCAUUCCCUUUGCAGAAGUUAACGCCUUUCACUAUACAUAUAAUGUUGAAAACAUAAUUUAUUGCACUUAUUACCAUUAUGCAGUAAACAUGGACUAAAGGGCAUGGUUGUUGCAUGUGAAUAAGUUUUGCAGGUAUAAGUUUCUCUCUACUUUGGAGGAAAAAAAAAUCUAGGUGGCAAAAGGUGGUUGAAAUAGUAUAUAAGUAUCUUAAUUGGCCUACAUUAUAACGUUGAUGAUUUUUGUAGUUGGAUGUUACGUUCAAGAUUCUAGUCAUGCUUUAAAUGUGCUUUCAAAAUGUCAGGCUUCAAAUAUGUUUUGAAACAAAACAACAAGCAAGGUUACCUCAUUUUGUUUAAUUAAGAAAAACUCGUACAAUAUUGUCAGUUACGUAACUCAGGUGAAAAUAUAUUGCUAGUGCAAUACAUUUAACUCCCUCCAAUGCUCUCCUCUUGAGACCAAAUGUUUUGCAGAUUAUUAAUUUAUACUGCUGUGUUAAGCACAAAAGUUGUAUAUCUGCAGUUGAGCUCAAAAUGAGACAUUGCUUUAUUAUAAAGUUCUAUGCCUCCAUGUCUUGAUUCAGAUGCAAUUUUUUCCGAAUAUGUUUAGAAAUGUUUCCCAUUCACAAAAGAUUUUAAAAUAUUGAUUUUAGGUAAAUUAGGUGACAAAGAACUAACCUGGUGAAAGUAAUUCAAUUUUGAUGAAAAGUGCAGAUACUACUUUGAAAUUGGGGGGGGGGGGGGAACUGGCACUAAGACUUAUAAGACUUAUUAACGAUGCAAAUAUACACUGCUGACCUAUGGGGUGGGCCCAAAGUUAACAGAUCCGGCCCUGUGUGGACUAGAGUGUAUAUGUUCUAAGUUGUGUAUACAUGUUUUUUGAAAGUUUAAGUAAUUUAGCAAACAUUCUAAACCAUCAAAUUUUUUAUUCAGUUUUCUUUCGUUACAACCCAUGAAGUUUCUUGUUGAAAAAUAAACUGGUAUUUUAAAUGUUCAAUUUUUUUUUUUUUUUUUUUUUUUUUUUUUUUGCUAACAUUGGCAGAAAAAUGUUAAAAACUUGAUUGAUCAUUAAAAACAUUUUUUGAAGUUAGAAAAUGUUAGCUGAAUACUAAAUACACCGUAAUUAUUAUUAUUUGAUCAAUAUUAAUAAACAAAAUAUUCCUUAUUUAUUUUAUCCAUUAUUCUAGUUAAUACAGCUUUAGUUAUAAACUUAUAAAAUUAACAUUCUACAAAAGAAAUUUCCUUUUUUUACCUGUCAACCUAAGUGAAUUUAUUCUGAACGGGUUUUUUAAACUAAACUUUAUUUUGAUACUAAAACAUAUUUUGUGUUAAUGGCUUUUUCUAAAACAUAUUUCAUUCUUACCAUUUGUUUAUAUUUAAAUUAUUUUGAUUUUUUUUUAUCAAACUCAUGUAAAGUUUUCUUUUGUCAUAUUAAAUAAUUUUGUUUUUGAAACAUUGAAUUUUACUUUAUAAGAAUUAAAAAUUAAACUCUACUUUCCUUUGACUUAAAUGACAAGUUGCUGUAUGUUUUCUAAUUUAAAAGUUUGCAUUUCUUUUCUUUACUCUGUAAAAUUUUCUCGAAACUUUUUCCUUUGUACACACACACAAAAAAAAAACUUUUUUUUUUUGUUGUAGCAGUAUCCUACUCACAAUUCGAUGUGUGUGUAUUAUAUUUUUUGCGGUAAUGGUGUGAGCAUAAGCUUGAUUUGUAAUUCAAAUCAUUAUGAUAAAAAAUAUGAAAACUCAGAAACAAAAAAAAAUGCAUUUGUAAUGCUAUACAAAUCAACUGUCUAAUAUAUGUGUACAUAACAAUACAUGCAAAAUAUUUUUAAAGUAAAAGAAAAUAUUUUAAAAGUUAAUUGUUUUUUGAUAUUAUCUUUUUAGCAUUUAUUGAUUGUGUUAUGGAAUUAAGAGAACAUGCAUUAAGAUUAUUACCGUAACAUCUUGUACUCCCAUGCAAUUCCAGAACAUAACGGUGUAUUGAAAUAGAGCAAUCAGUUCACCGGUUAGUUGAUUCAAUGACAUCAGCAUGAGUGUUCAGCAGGCUUUCAUAUGCAAUCGGCUAGCUGGUAGAUUAAUGCGCCUGGUUAGUAAUCGGUUAACCAGUUGCUCUAUUCUAACGUACCCAAUGAUCCCAGUUAUGAUACAUGUGCCAUGAAACCAUUGUGCAAUAGUUUGUUCACUAGUGAUGAACAUGCAUGCUGUGUAAAACCAUUUUCAUUAAUUUAUUAUUUAUUUUUUUCUCUUAAUAAUGAAUUAUUAAUGCAUCUUUUAAAAUUAUUUAUCAUCUACUCAUAUGUUUUUCUACCUCUUAAAACCUGCUGAAAACACUUCAUGCGCCAUUCAUUAUCUUUGCUGUGGUAGCUUUUUUAAAAAAUUUGUUUAUCUCCAUUUUCAGCAAUAUUAUUGCUAUUUUCUAUUCGGAAAUGUAUCCCACCAUUGUGUUGGUUUUUCAAGUCAUUAUUCCAUAAAUAUUCUAGUUGUAGUUUUGUUCAAAUUACGUCAACAAAAUUUUAAUAUAGAGAAAUAAAAUUGGUCACUCAUUGGAUUUUUGGAAAAGAAAAAAAAAUAUGUGAAGUUUAGUUUUAUUCUGGGAAAUGACUUUAAAUGCUACGAUGGUCAUAUGAAAAAAAAAAUGAUAUUUGUGUGUAUGAUGUAUAACUUUUUUUUUUCCUUUGCAAUGGAUAAGAUGUCAAAAUUCAUGCAAAGUAUGGACAUUUAACUUUAUCAACAAAAUGACAGUUAAAAAAUUAAUAAAGAUUUUAUGCACAUUUUAAGAAGUAAUGGAAAUCAAAAAUAAUUCAUCAGCUACUGAAAAAAAUCGUAUUGAAAUCAUUUGAAAGGUUUUUAUAGUUUAAGGACACUUCAUUUUAUAGUUUAGAGAUAAGUGCUGAAGUAAACUUGUAAUUUUGCAUAAAAAUAAACUUUCAUAAAAUUAAUCAUAUGAUCACUUCUGUAUCAUCAUUUUAUUUGAGUUUAGAGCUUGGUGUUGGUCCGUCCGUGAAUAUUUGUAUUAGUUAUUCUAUUUCAUUCUGGUGUAAUAUUUUUAAAUAUUUCCUUCAUCUUUUUACAGUAUUAUUAUCUCAUUUAGCAUUUAACCAUACUGUGGCAUAUUAACCAGGUGCAAGAUUUAUUGUAUUAAAUACAAUCAAGUCUGAUAUAUAUAUAACUAUUUUGUCUAGUCUGAAAUCUUCAUGUAUUAUCCUUUUUAAAUGUUUGAAAUGCCUAAUAUGUACUGUGAUUGUAAAAUAUGUAUAUUUUGAAUGUUAUGUAUAUAUAAUGAAUAUUAAAAUUAUUGU
Uloborus diversus is the source of this 6930-nucleotide messenger RNA. RefSeq names its product dual 3',5'-cyclic-AMP and -GMP phosphodiesterase 11-like. Gene Ontology annotation, molecular function: 3',5'-cyclic-AMP phosphodiesterase activity; protein binding; 3',5'-cyclic-GMP phosphodiesterase activity. The coding region runs from base 771 to 3299 and encodes 842 amino acids. Lineage: Eukaryota; Metazoa; Arthropoda; Arachnida; Araneae; Uloboridae. The transcript has 23 exons. The record is from RefSeq and is a predicted model, not a curated record. Gene Ontology annotation, biological process: signal transduction.